AUGGGAAGGCUUUUGGGUCUCGAAUUGCACAACUUCAAGUCCUAUAAAGGCACAGCCAACGUCGGCCUUGGUGACUCAGCCUUCACCUCCAUCAUUGGUCCCAAUGGUGCUGGUAAAUCAAACAUGAUGGAUGCCAUGUCUUUCGUUUUGGGCGUCCAGUCGUACCAUUUAAGGUCUUCUGGGCUUAAAGAUUUGAUUUAUAGAGGUCGUAUUGACGAUUCUGAGGCGACCCAGGCCUGUGACUCGGCGUACGUGAAGGCUAUCUAUGAAAAGGAUACAGGUGAACAGAUGGUGCUUCAGAGAAGUAUAAACUCGGCUGGCACCAGUGAGUACAAGAUUAAUGAUAAGAGCGUGACUGCGCUUCAGUAUACUAUGAUGCUUAAGGGAGAGAACAUUUUGGUCAAGGCCAGGAACUUCCUUGUUUUCCAAGGUGAUAUCGAGAAUGUGGCAUCCCAAGAACCAAAGCAGCUCUCUCAUUUGAUUGAGACUAUUUCGGGCUCUGCAGAGUAUGCUAAUGACUAUGAUCGUCUUCGGGACGAGAAGGAAAAAGCUGUGGAGCUUCACGCCGAGGUGUUUUCACGAAAGAGGAACCUUACUACCGAGUCUAAGCAGUAUAAGGAGCAGAUGAGAGAACGGGAGAUCUUCGAGGAGAAGUUGGGCGACAAGAACAAGUUUCUUAAAGUGUCUCACUUGUACAAGCUAUUUCAUAAUGAGAGAAGGCACUUUAGGCUCAAGGGUGACCUCAGAAGCAACUCCGAGAAAGUGCAAGCUUCGAAGCAGAAGCUUACUGCCGCUGAAGAGUCUUUCAAGUCAUUGGCUGCAGAAAGUACCGCACAAGAGCUUGAGGUGAAGCAAAAGGAAGCAAAGAUUGCCCAACUUCGACAAAGCAGUGAGGGGGCCAAGCGUUCGCUUUUACCUACAAAGUCAAGUAAGAAACUUCUCGAAAACAAGAUGUCGCUCACAGAAAGAAAAAUCAAAGAUCUAGAAGCAGAUAUCAGGGUGCAAAUUGAUCAAGAACAAGCGCUCCAAUCUAAAUUGGAUGAAACAGAAGCUCAGUACACUGCAUUCAAAGACAAAAUUGCUGAAUUGGAACGCCUGGUUAACAUCCCCGCCGAAGGUAUCAAGGAGUAUGAAGAGCUCCGUAACCAGUUCUUGGCUGAUUCCGGCUCUCUGCUAGAGCGUGAUCUAGCUGUUCUUCACGCAGACAAGUCAACCAUCGAAAUGUCUCUAAAGGACCUCGAAUUGCAAAAAGACCAAUCUGACACGCGUAUCAUGGAGCUUGAGUCCAACGUUCAAUUAAACCUUGGCCUGGCUUUGCACGAUUUAAAUGCGAAAUUGCAAGAUUUGGAACAAAUCAAAACUUCAAAGUUAAGGGAGAAAGAGGCUCUUCAGAAGCAGCAAGAAGCAGUGUCCUUCAAAUUGCUCGAAUUGAAUACUGAACUCAGAGAUGUUUUAUCCAGACUUGAAGAAGUAUCAUCUGAACAGAAAGAAUCUAAGAAACAGAGAGAGUUACGUGACAAUGUUGCAAUGUUGAAGGCUUUAAUGCCUGAGGGUUCAAUUAAAGGACUUGUGUAUGAACUUGUGCACGCAAGUCAACGCAAAUAUGAAUUGGCGUUGCUGACGGUCUUGGGAGCUGACUUUGAUUCCAUCAUCGUGGAUUCAACUGCUACUGCCCACAAAUGUAUUGAAACAUUGAAGGAGAGACGCGCUGGUCUCGCGUCAUUCAUUCCUUUGAACUCGGUUGUCAAUGAAGCUAUGAACUUGAACUACCUUAGGUCGCUUCACGAAGAGGCACGUCCUGCCAUUGAUGUCGUCAAGUAUGAUGACCCGGCUCUUGAAAGAGCAGUCCAAUAUGUCGUUGGAAACACUAUGAUAGUUGAUAACUUAGAAACGGCUAGGGUUGUUAAGUGGAACUCUCUGAAUGAGCUUCAUUGCAAAGUUGUAUCUCUCGAUGGCUCAGUGAUUCAUAAAGCUGGUCUAAUGACCGGUGGCCAGCAGGAUAAGCGUGCUGGUGCAACCGCACGUUGGAGCAAGGACGAAAUGAAUAGACUCUUGAAGAGAAAGGACGAGAUUUCAGCUGAAUUGGAGAGAGCUGCUGCAGAGAAACCAUCCUCCAUUGAGAGCAACUCACUUUCUGAGGAGAUUUCACAAAUUGAUGCUCAAAGGCCUUCUAUCACCAGUCAAAUUGCAGUUUUUGAGCGCCAAGUGUUUGAGAGAAAUCAGGAAAUAGCAUUCCUCAAAGAAUCUGGUGAUGAAGUGACUGACCGCUUCGAAAGAAAGAAGCAAGACCUCGAAUCAUUGCAGUCUGAAAUCUUGAAGUUUGAGGAAAGCAUCCAGCAUCUUCAAGAGAAGGUUUACUCUUCAUUCUGUGCAAAAUACGGUCUUCGUUCUAUUAAUGACUACGAAGUUUUGCAUGGUUCAGCACUUCGUGCCAGAUCGAGAGAGAGAUCCGAGUUCGAGAAAUCUAUAGCUUCCUUGAGAAACCAACUUGAGUUCCAACGCGAUAGACUCCAAGAGACGGAAGCAAGAAGAGCUAAGCUUGAGGCAGGUAAUGCAACUACUAACGAAGAAUUGGUGAAGGUAAAUGAAGAUAUCGUUGUUGCGGAAGAGAAUUUGCAAAAGCUCGAAGAAGAAAUCGAAGCGGAAUCCACAAUGAAGGUAACGCUAGUCGACACUUUACAGGCAAAGAUACGAGAGGCGACUUCGAAAGAGUCAGAGGUGAAGGAUAUUGAGUACGAGCUCAAGAGCAUCACUCGUGAGGUAACACAUUUGGAGGAAGCGCUUAUGAAGGUUGAUGCAGAGAGGUUCAAUAUGCUCAAGAACUGUAAGAUUGAAGAUGUGGAUCUUCCAUUGGAGGAUGGAUUCUUGGACGCCAUUUCGCUUGAUGUUGAGAAUAUUUCGCAGGUGGCCUACCAGGUGCAUAUCGAUUACGGGUUGCUCGAAACCAAGUACCAGGAAAGCUACUCGGCAAGAACAGAGGCAGAGAUCAAGGCCAGAAUUGAAACCAUUGAAAACGAAUUGCAUGCUCUUACGCCAAAUGCCAAGGCCCUUGAAAGACUUCAAGAAGUGGACCAGAAGUUAAAGGAGUUCGACAGAGAGUUUAACAAAGCCAAGCAUGAAGUGAACAAGGUGACAUCGAAGUUCAACGAGGUCAGGGACAAGAGGAAAGAAUUAUUCAUGAAUGCCUUUACCCACAUCUCCGAUAACAUCGACAAGGUAUACAAGUCACUUACAAAGUCCAACGCCUCUCCGCUUGGAGGUUCGGCAUACCUUACGUUGGAGGACGAUGAACUGCCAUUUGCAGCCGGUGUGAAGUACCAUGCUAUGCCGCCAUUGAAGCGGUUCAGAGACAUGGAGUUGUUAUCGGGAGGUGAAAAGACCAUGGCCGCCUUAGCAUUGCUCUUUGCUAUCCAUUCCUUCCAACCAUCGCCAUUCUUUGUGUUGGACGAGAUCGAUGCCGCAUUGGAUAACAGUAACGUCAAGAAGAUUGCAAGAUACAUCAAGGAAAAUGCCGGUCCAAGUUUCCAGUUCAUUGUCAUUUCGUUAAAGAGCACCAUGUUUGAGAAUUCAGACUCGCUAGUUGGUAUCUACAGAGACCAAAGAGAAAACUGCUCCAAGACUGUCAGUCUUGAUUUGAGACAGUACCCUGAAGAGCACGAAACAAUCGCGGUGCCUGAAGCCCAUCAAAUCGCGGCGAAGAGUACCAAGAGAGGAACCACCGACCAGACGUCCAGAGAUAACGUCCGCCAACGAGAAAUACACGAUUUAUUGAAAUCCCAGCAUGACAUAACACUCGAUGAUGUUAAGAUCCCCGAGCAUUUAAUCUACAAGUAUUUAUUCCACAAGAAGUACGACGAAGUACGCAUCGAUGAGGUGAAAGUGCUAGACAUGACCAACGAAGGUGAUGGCCUUGCCCUAGUGCCCAGAGCAAAGUACGAUUCUGACGCUGAUGAAAAGGCACGUACGGUGGUCAUCAUCCCCAAGACGGUUACAGGAGACAUUGUCAGUAUCUCGUUGAGAAGACAUCAUAUGUUCUUUGCAGAGGCAGAACUCAUUCUGGUUUCCAGGAAGUCCAGAAGACAAAGCAAGCGGAACGAUAGACACGUUGUUUGCCAGCAUUUCAGCAAUUGUUCUGGCUGCCAGCUUCAAAUGUUGGGUUAUGACGACCAGCUUGAGUUCAAGAAGGCUAAUAUCGAAAAGGCUUACCGGUACUUCUAUCCAGAGAUUUACCUGCUGUUACCGUCAGACUUUGCUUCGGUUAUCCCAUCGCCAAUGCAAUAUGCUUACCGUACCAAGCUUACUCCUCAUGCAACUGUGCCCAAGGGUUUGACUCAGGAUGAGUUACCGCUUCCUGUGGGGUUCUUGGACACCAGGGUAGGUCAACCGAUUGUGGAUGUUGAUUCGUGCCCUGUGGCUUCUCCUGUCAUCAAUAGCAUUUUGCCAUUGGAGAAAGAACGGUUCAAUAAGGAAUUGGCUCAGAAGUUGAGUGGUGAGUCUAAGUUGAAGGUUGAUCCUACAUUCACACUUCGUCUGAGUAUCAGAAUAGAUCACAAUACGGGUGAAUUUGAUGAGGUUUGUCUUACUAAAAAGAAGAAUGUGGUGACUGAAAAGAUUGGCGAUCACGUAUUCCAGUUUGAAGUGAACGAGUUCUUCCAGAACAACCGAAGCAUUCUUCCCACCCUACUCGAUUUCAUCAAGUUCAACUUAAAGGAUAUUCCAUACAACUAUAUUGUUGAUUCGUACUGUGGUUCUGGCUUUUUGGGUAUUGGCUUAUCUUCCACGUUACCGGACAACGGUAAGCUCUUUGGCAUUGAGAUUGCUCUGAAAGCUAUCAAGUACGCUACUCAUAAUGCCCAGAUAAAUGGUUUGCACGUCCCCACGAAAGCUGUCUUUGUUGAAGGAAAUUCGGACGAUAUGUUUGGAACUUCAGAGUUUGCCGAAUGUGGUGCUGUUGGUGAAGAAGCAGUGGUGUUGAUGAAUCCAUCUAGGAAAGGUUCAACUCGAACAUUCAUGAAACAGCUUCUUGAGUUCCGUCCUAAGGCUGUUGUUUACAUCAGCUGUAACCCAUUCACGCAAGCACGAGAUUUGGCUGAUUUUGAAGCUCUUCAGCGCAACUCAUCAACCAAGUACAGAAUCAAGACCGUAAUGGGCUUUGAUUUCUAUCCUCAAACUAAGCAUGUGGAGUCUGUGGCUAUUCUUGAACUCGUGGAGUAG
This is a messenger RNA of Candidozyma haemuli, 5214 nucleotides long. RefSeq lists its product as uncharacterized. Gene Ontology annotation, molecular function: ATP binding; ATP hydrolysis activity; DNA binding. Gene Ontology annotation, biological process: tRNA processing; sister chromatid cohesion. The coding region runs from base 1 to 5214 and encodes 1737 amino acids. NCBI's taxonomy places the organism in Eukaryota, Fungi, Ascomycota, Pichiomycetes, Serinales, Metschnikowiaceae. The record is from RefSeq and is a predicted model, not a curated record. Gene Ontology annotation, cellular component: nucleus; cohesin complex; chromosome. The transcript has 2 exons.